Messenger RNA from Porites evermanni, 4561 nucleotides. NCBI's taxonomy places the organism in Eukaryota, Metazoa, Cnidaria, Anthozoa, Scleractinia, Poritidae. The record is from the annotation of a GenBank genome assembly.
AUGGGGAAUAUCUUCCUGGCAAGAAGGGCAAGUACAAAUGAAUAUUGAAAAUGUCAGGUUUUAUUAUUGUAGAGGAAUGUGUGGUCAAGUGGUCAACACCUCGAACUCCAGAUCUGGAGGUCUGGGGUUCAAGCCUCGCCUGUGGGGAGUAGCAAUACUCCUAGGCAUGCUUCAUUCUAAGGAAAUCAGGAUAAGCCCCAGCCAUUUGGGCCAUUGGCUUGUGUGCAACUUUCCCUUUUUUACCAAGUUUUAUUGAAUAAGUCUGGUUUUUGGCAAAAUACCAUAUUAACAGCUUGUGGUUCUCUUCAAUAAUGUUCAACUAGGUAUAUCUUUGAAUGUGGAACAGUGGGAAAAGCUGAAAGACCUUAUAAAUGACAUUGAUGAAGCCAUUUCAGAACGUGGAUAACUCUGGAUUAGGUGAGUGCACGAUGUUCAGGGUGCAAAGAAAGUAAUAGUUUUACAGCUUGCCCUCCAGCUUGACCUUUCUUACCUGUAUGAUGCGGUUUAUUCUGUCCUUUUCCUUUGCUUUUCAUCUCGAUUUUUUCCCCUUUGUCUAGUACUGUUGGCCCUUUCCUCCAGGCUUUUUGGGGUUCUGCCAGACACCUAUGUCUACUUUAAAUCUUGUUCUUAUCACAGAGUACUGUAAAUAAUUAUAUUAUACAUUAAAAUGUACUAGGGCUAAACUUUUGUAACUUAGGCCACUUCCAAUAUUCUUCCGCAUAUGUUUCUUGCACUUACAUCCGAUCCCAGAAAACAUCUCUGCACACCCAUAUUAAUACCAGGAUCAGAGGCUAGUCAUGAUUUUUUUUAACAUGAUCUUGUUUUAAUACUUCUAUCUUUUAGGACUUGUUGGCACAACAUAGAGACUUAUGGAUGGUAGUUUAUAUUGCUUUUAAAUAAUGUAUUUAUUUGGUUUUGAUAAUGUCAUGGCUGGUAGAUUGCAACUUGUGGGAAUGAGUUCCCUGUUGUGUUUUCUGUAGUUUUUGGUCAAAUUAAAAAGUAAAAAUUUUGUUAUUCUUUCUUAUUUGUAACACAAGAUAUAUAGAAAGCAGAGAAAGUAACUUAAAUCUAUGACUUGGAUGAUGGUUUUGUUGCCAAAAACAAAUAAAAGUACAGUUAGUUUUAUGAUUUCCUAUUGUGUUAUGCCUUUUUCAUGUUCAAAACUAGUGCGUAAAAGUGUGAAAUUGCUUCAAUACCAGAAAAAAGUCUGUCAUGUGGUUUUGAGAAAAAAAAAAGAUAGACCUGCACGCUUGCCCGCUUGUUAGAUAAGUUCUACACAUAAGUUCACUAAAAAAACAUAUUUUGAAUAAUCUGAACUGAGUGCUCAUGCAUAACUUAUUGUCUUCUAAGGUUAUGUGUGUAACCUAAAGGUCAUAAGGAGGGGUUUGUGUCGAAAGAAAUGAAAAAAACUCAGGGAAACAAAAUGCCUACAGCAGGCAUACAUUGGCCUGUGUGUUGCCGUGGUUUAAUAGUUUCUUGAUAAAAUACAGAAACUUUUGUCAGUAAGGAAAGUUUAGGUGUCUGUACAAAUAGAAGCAAAAAAUCUAGACUUCCAAACCACCAAUGAAUUCUUUCACAGUCUGAUCAGUCCUCUUUUGCAUAAGAUUCCUCUUCCCUAUAGCCUUCUUAAUUUCAUACAGACAACACCAGCAAAAAGAACGUCUGCGUGAGAAGCUAUUUUCCCCAUUUUUAUAAUGAGAUAAAGUACGAGGGGGGUGAAUGGGGGUAUGCAAAUCCACCAAUCCGUUAUGAUUUAUCAACCAAACCUGUCCUUAAAAUUUCGCCCUGAAUCCGAAAUCCAGGCAAAAAUAUUUUAAUUACACGCAAAGUCCAAAAUCCGGGCCCAAAAAAUGGAUGAAUCCACAAUCGACUGCAUGGCUGUCACUGCUAGGGUAAUAUGGCUGUGCUCAUGCACAAGGUACUGGUAAUACUGCAGAGUUUGUUAGUUUGUGCCUCCUUGCUGUUUAGCUUCUGCAGGCAUGGAUCCAUACUGGUUUCCACCUUUUUAUGGAAAGUGGUCAGAUUUUACACAAUAAAUAUCUGUCUGAUUUCAUUAAAACGUAGCCACUAGGUUUUCGCCUGGCGCCGCGCCCAGCCCGGCUCCAGGCCUGUCCGGUGUCCAAAAGAGUAGGGGGCUUGGCAUCUUGGUUGGUACAGCUGGAUAGCCCAGGGACUGCCCUAACAGUGGGUGGGUGGAUCAGGCCUGGGGGUCAAAACUAGUGGGGUAGGGAGGGGGCUGUUUUGACACAACCCCUUCAGUAAGCAGCAGUGUUCAGUACAGGCUUUGACUAGCAGCUACCUUGGUCUUAAUUUGCCCCAGCCAGCUGAAUCAGCCCUCUGCUGAGAAUGAUUAUCAUGAUAAUUGUAGAGCUCAGUGGGAUAUGCAGACAGUCACCCAUUGUCCUGGGUGGGGAGGGUCAAAGUCUUGGUACCAAGGACACACUUAGCAUAGGACCUUUAGACACUCCCUGAAGCCAUGUUUUCAUAAAUCCAGACAGAAAUAUUUUUCGUGAAAAACUCUAAACUUUCAAAGUUGAUAUCUGGAAAAUGGUUAGGGCAGUCAGUAAAUUUCCUGUCUGAAUGACUCGGAAACCCAGGAAAGGGGACUUUGGGGAGUUAAAAGCCAAAACAUUUCCCAGGGGAUCAUGCCCCCAAACCUCCCUAGAAGAUGGAAAUCGGUCAGUACGUAUUUAUUCUAGAUCCGCGCCUGCUCUGCAGGCUUCAAGAUUGACUGGCUAUACUAAAAUGUGACUUGACUCAUGUCAGGAGUAAACUUCCUCACAGCCAUUUGUGUCUCAUCAUGCUGAAAUCACCCACGGUUUCUGUCAGGGCCCUAUAGCUGGGGGAUGGAACAGGCAACAAGCAACACCUCCUUGGCCAUCCAUCCACCAUUUUUCCUUUUCCCGACCAAGGAAACAAACAUUUACGGUAUUUGUAUUCCCAGUAAGGAUACACAAACAAAACAGCCAAUUUGUUCAAGACGAAGCAGCAGAUUUUUGGAAGAAUCCAGCAACCUUGUCCCCGGGGGUCUGGGGCUUCUCGGGUUUUUCAACUACCCAUGUCUGAAAAGGCCCUGGGGACGAGGUUGAGUUAACGGUUGGAACUCCUGUUUGAAGAAAUGGCGGCUUUCAUAGAAUUUAAAGUGCCUCAAAAUAACCCUAUAAUACCAAAAGAGCAGGAAAAGAAGAAACUAGCGCAGAAAACUCGCUCCAGAGGUCAUCUGGAACGACGAUCUUCUGCUACUUUGCCAUUUACUGCUUGGGUAGAACCACACCAUGGCCCGUCGACACACAGCGCUCGCGAAGAAGAACUUCGGUUGAAAAAGGUGAUAAAAGAAAAGCAAGAAAGGCUUAGGGGAUUUCAACAAGAGGUUAAAGCGAGAGUUAGAAACCUGGAACAAAUGAAACGGGAAGAGCAACAUGGAAUGUCUGUGGAGGCUUUUGAAGUUGAGAGAAAUGUUGUGCAGCAAAGUUCGUUGCCAAGCACUGUCAGACGGGACAACUGUGUGUAUCGAGAUGAUUCUGAUCUAAAAAUUCAGCGCAGUGUUACUCAAGAUCUUACUGCUGUUGAUGCUGCGAGUCAGCUAUUGCAGGAACACGCUCAAAAGAUCCGGAAUUGUUCGAAGCAUGCACGUAAUGUACUCAGCUCGAAGAGUCUUGGAACAGAGUUGGAUAAUUUGAGCAGGCUACUCCCUGGAGGUCUGUGGAAGACUUCGCCGACCCGAGAUCAUGGUUCGUCUCGGCAGGGAACUGAACGUUCAGGUCAGCAAGAACACGAUUCGGAAGAUUUAGACAGACCUAUGGGAAGGGAAAUAGGCGAUUACUGGAUCGGUGAAAAUGCAAUUAAAGAUCAUGAAUAUUAUAAUCAUAAUCAAUGCAGUUAUUUUGGAUCUAGAUUGCCAGAGCAUCAAGUGAAACAUGUUCACUUUCAAGAUGUCCAAGAUGAAGAGAAUUCAGAAAUUGAAAACAAUGACCUAAAUGUCCAGCAGAAAAAAUCCGAUACUCAAACAAACAGAAAGUCUAAAACCCUCGAAGCUCUUUUACAACCUUCCAAGCUGAUGGAGGAUAAGAAAGCACGUGCAAAAAGUCAAGUUGCUGUUUACAGGCGUUUGUUUAUGGACAUUGAACGGGAACAAGUGAGAGAGAACAUAAGAAUGAAGGAACAUCGUAAGAGAAUGGAGGCUCUGAAAGUUGAAAAGGAAGUUGAACGACUUGAAAUAGAACAACAUCAAAUUGACAAACUGAAGAUGAGAAGGAUGAGGAAAGAGGAAGAAUCUUUCCUAAGAGCUCAAGAACAAAAGAAAAUUGAAGCAAACUUAGCUAAAAAGCAUAAGAAACUUCAAAAAGAGAGGGAAACAGAGAGAUACAUAGAAGCUUUGCAAGCAAUUUUGAAGGAGAAGAUACAGAGCAGAAAUAUCGUUCUUCCUCCCUUGUGCUCAUGUGGACCCACAAUCUGGGAUGCGAAUCCUGACACAUGUGCAAACAACUGUGUUUUCUAUAAGAACCCUAAAGCUUAUGCUAAGGCACUAUCGACCAUAAUUGCAUCUUCAAAUCUUGAUUGA